Fukomys damarensis (Damara mole-rat) is the source of this 3690-nucleotide messenger RNA. It is a transcript of the gene Ndst2, whose product is annotated as N-deacetylase and N-sulfotransferase 2. Bases 337 to 2985 code for a protein of 882 amino acids. The record is from RefSeq and is a predicted model, not a curated record. Gene Ontology annotation, cellular component: Golgi apparatus. NCBI's taxonomy places the organism in Eukaryota, Metazoa, Chordata, Mammalia, Rodentia, Bathyergidae. Gene Ontology annotation, molecular function: deacetylase activity; heparan sulfate N-sulfotransferase activity. The transcript has 14 exons.
CUUCCCUACCUCUUAGGGCAGUGGGGCCAGAUUGUGAAGUGUGCUGACUUCUGAUGUGAGGAACUUCAUCAAAACCAAGGUGGAACCUGGCUAAAUUUGCAACCUGAAGCCAUGGGCCAGGGGGCCAUGGUGACCUGAGGCCAGUGGACUCUGUCCAGCCCUCCCUUGCUGCUCCUUCUACCUCCCCUACCCUGUACUAAGAGGACUUGUCUGCACCUCUUCAGGGAACUGAUCCUGUUUUCCUACCCUCUACCCUCCCGAGACAGUUCCAGGCUGUACAACUCCUGCCUCCCAUCCCCUGAGGUGGUCCCUGGUCCUCCCUCAUUUCCCCUCGCCAUGCUUCAGCUGUGGAAGGUGGUAUGCCCAGCUCGGCAGCAAGAACUGCACCGCCUCAUACUGCUGCUGAUUGCUUUCAGCUUGGGCUCCAUGGGCUUCCUCGCUUAUUAUGUGUCUACCAGCCCCAAGGCCAAGGAACCCCUCCCUCUGCCUUUAGACUGCAGCAGCAGUGGGGCAGCUGGCCCUGGCCCUGCACGGCCUCCAGUCCCACCUCGGCCUCCCAGGCCUCCAGAAACAGCUCGAACUGAACCCGUGGUACUUGUGUUUGUAGAGAGUGCAUACUCGCAGUUGGGGCAGGAGAUUGUAGCCCUCUUGGAGUCUAGUCGUUUUCGUUACAGCACUGAGCUAGCACCUGGCCGAGGGGACAUGCCCACAUUGACUGAUCGUACCCGUGGCCGCUAUGUGUUAGUCAUUUACGAGAAUCUGCUCAAGUAUGUCAACUUGGAUGCCUGGAGUCGGGAGUUGCUAGACCGGUACUGUGUGGAGUAUGGUGUGGGAAUCAUUGGCUUUUUCCGAGCCCAUGAGCACAGCCUACUGAGUGCCCAGCUCAAGGGCUUUCCUCUUUUUCUACAUUCAAACUUGGGGCUCCGGGACUACCAAGUGAAUCCUUCUGCUCCUCUGCUGCAUCUGACACGCCCCAGCCGCCUAGAACCUGGGCCACUGCCUGGUGAUGACUGGACCAUCUUUCAGUCCAACCACAGCACAUAUGAACCUGUGCUUCUGGCUAACCUGCGGCCAGCUGAGCCCCCUGUGCCAGGACCAGUGCCUCGUCGUGCCCGGCUCCCCACUGUGGUGCAGGACCUAGGACUUCAUGAUGGCAUCCAGCGGGUGCUCUUUGGCCAUGGCCUUUCUUUCUGGCUCCAUAAACUUGUCUUCAUUGAUGCUGUUGCAUACCUCACUGGCAAGCGCCUCUGCCUGGACCUUGACCGCUAUAUCUUGGUAGACAUUGAUGACAUCUUUGUGGGCAAAGAAGGUACCCGAAUGAAGGUGGCUGAUGUUGAGGCUCUGUUGACCACCCAGAACAAACUCAGGACCUUAGUCCCCAACUUCACCUUCAACCUGGGCUUCUCGGGCAAGUUCUACCAUACUGGGACAGAGGAGGAGGAUGCAGGGGACGACAUGCUGCUGAAGCACCGCAGAGAAUUCUGGUGGUUCCCCCACAUGUGGAGCCACAUGCAGCCACACCUAUUCCACAAUCGCUCCGUGCUGGCUGACCAGAUGAGGCUCAACAAACAGUUUGCUUUGGAGCAUGGGAUUCCCACGGAUCUGGGCUAUGCUGUGGCCCCCCACCACUCGGGCGUGUACCCCAUCCACACGCAGCUCUAUGAGGCCUGGAAAUCUGUGUGGGGCAUCCAGGUGACCAGCACUGAGGAAUAUCCUCAUCUCCGCCCUGCCCGCUACCGCCGUGGCUUCAUUCACAAUGGCAUCAUGGUGCUGCCCCGGCAAACAUGUGGCCUCUUCACUCAUACAAUCUUCUAUAACGAGUAUCCUGGAGGCUCUCGUGAACUAGACCGGAGCAUCCGAGGUGGAGAGCUCUUUCUGACAGUGCUUCUUAAUCCGAUCAGCAUCUUUAUGACCCAUCUAUCCAAUUAUGGAAAUGACCGCCUGGGCCUGUAUACCUUUGAGAGCCUAGUGCGCUUCCUUCAGUGCUGGACACAGCUGCGCCUACAGACCCUCCCUCCUGUUCCUCUGGCACGAAAGUACUUUGAACUCUUCCCUCAGGAGCGAAGCCCCCUUUGGCAGAAUCCCUGUGAUGAUAAGAGGCACAAAGAUAUCUGGUCCAAGGAGAAAACCUGUGACCGGCUCCCCAAGUUCCUCAUUGUGGGACCCCAGAAGACAGGAACCACAGCUAUUCACUUCUUCCUGAGCCUACACCCAGCUGUAACAAGCAGCUUCCCAAGCCCCAGCACCUUUGAGGAAAUUCAGUUCUUCAAUGGCCCUAAUUACCACAAGGGUAUUGACUGGUACAUGGAUUUCUUUCCUGUUCCUUCCAAUGCCAGCACUGACUUCCUGUUUGAAAAAAGUGCCACCUACUUUGACUCAGAGGUUGUACCACGGCGGGGGGCUGCCCUCCUGCCCCGAGCUAAGAUCAUCACUGUGCUCACCAACCCUGCUGACAGGGCCUACUCCUGGUACCAGCACCAGCGAGCUCACGGAGACCCAGUUGCUCUGAACUAUACCUUCUACCAGGUGAUUUCAGCCUCCUCCCAGGCUCCCCUGGUACUUCGCUCCCUGCAGAAUCGAUGUCUUGUCCCUGGCUACUAUUCUACCCACCUACAACGCUGGCUGAUGUAUUACCCCUCUGGACAGUUGCUGAUUGUGGAUGGACAGGAGCUGCGUGCCAACCCAGCAGCCUCAAUGGAGAACAUCCAGAAGUUCCUGGGUAUCACACCCUUUCUGAACUACACACGGACCCUCAGGUUUGAUGAAGAUAAGGGAUUUUGGUGCCAGGGACUUGAAGGUGGUAAGACUCGUUGCCUAGGCAAGAGCAAAGGCCGAAGGUACCCGGAUAUGGACACUGAGUCUCGUCUCUUCCUGACGGACUUUUUCCGGAACCAUAACUUGGAGCUGUCAAAGCUGCUGAGCCGGCUUGGACAACCAGUUCCCUCAUGGCUUCGGGAAGAACUGCAGAAUUCCAGUCUGGGCUGAUGUCCCAGCCUUCUAUGCCAGCAUAAUGCCAUUUCCCAAAGGGGAAACCCCAGAGCAGGUCCCACAGGGGGAUUAGAGUGACCUGGCCUCUCCCCCUUCUACCUCAGUGGCCCUCAGGCCUGGGAUGGCUGAGAAGGGAAGGGCAUCCCUUUCCCAUAGCUCUUCAGCCUGAUAAAGGGGCUUCCUUGGCAGCCCUGUAUCAUGGUACUAGGUACCUUUGACUCAUAAACUUAGGAGGUGGGGAGGAGCGCACGGGUCCAGGCAGGAUGGAGAGGAAUGUAUUAACCCAAUGGUUUCCUCCUCCAUCCCGAGCAGUGUGUCUGUCUAUGGCAUGGGAGGGACCCCCUUUAGUCAGGCAGUGGGAUCUUCCUGUGGCCCGGCCUCCCUAACGUCAUUCACAUUGAAUGGGGAUGAGGUCGGACAGUGGCUCAUAGAGCUAAGUAUGAGCCCUGGCUGUGGGCCGGAAAUGUCCUUAAUAAACAUCCUUAUUUUUCUGUUUUGUUUGCCGUAAUGGAAUGAGGAAAACCUAGAAUUAAGCAGAAUCGGGUCUUCUCCCCCUGGUUCAGGGUUCAGCUGCACAUGCAAGGAAAAAAAGGAAAGCCCAGUAAACUAGAGUAAAAAAGGAGUUUAUAUAUUUAUAAAUGCCAAAUAAAUACCAGAGGCCACCCAGUGCCCCCUCCCAGACAGGCCUAUCUCCCCCAGCCC